This is a messenger RNA of Hydra vulgaris (swiftwater hydra), 1835 nucleotides long. Its product is annotated as pyruvate dehydrogenase (acetyl-transferring) kinase isozyme 2, mitochondrial. Gene Ontology annotation, cellular component: mitochondrion. Gene Ontology annotation, molecular function: pyruvate dehydrogenase (acetyl-transferring) kinase activity. Lineage: Eukaryota; Metazoa; Cnidaria; Hydrozoa; Anthoathecata; Hydridae. Gene Ontology annotation, biological process: protein phosphorylation; regulation of glucose metabolic process. The record is from RefSeq and is a predicted model, not a curated record.
UUCGACAUGCAAAUAAUCAAGGGACUUUAUUUUUUUUAGAGUUAGUUUUAAUAAAUAAGAAAUCUUCAAAUAAUUUGGAUGACGAUUAUUAUUUUCUAUUUAUAAAAUGAGUUGAUUAAAAGCUUUAAACCUUAAGGUGGCAAUGAUGCGGUUUGCAAAAGCGAUCAGUGGGGAUGUGCAAAAGUACAUAAAUCGCUAUAGUCGGUAUCAUCAAUCUAUUUUAACAAUAGAACAGUUCACUCAUUUUGGAAAAAAUGCAGAGCCGCUUGGUUCAUAUAAAUUUCUGCGCAAUGAAGUUCCUGUUCGUUUAGCUCAUAUAAUGCAAGAAAUUAGUCAUUUACCAAAAAAUCUAUUAUCAAUGCGUUCAGUUGACCUUGUUAGAAGCUGGUAUGUUCAAAGUUUCAUUGAUCUUAUGGAGUUUCAAGAUGCUCCUUUUAAUGUUGAUACUGUAGAUAGAUUUACUAAAACCUUGCAUGCUAUAAAACGUCGUCAUGACAGUACAGUUGAAACAAUGGCUCAGGGUAUUAUUGAAUUAAAAGAAUCAGAAGGUGAAUCUUGUUUCCUUCCUGCGGUCCAGUAUUUUUUAGAUCGCUUUUAUAUGAAUAGGAUUGGAAUUCGUCUUCUUAUAUCACAACAUUUGGCGCUGUUCAAAGAAAAUCUUAAUGACAGUUCUGAAAAAUUUAUUGGGGUGUUUGAACCUAACUGUUGUGUUAAAACUAUACUUAAAGAUGCCAUAGAAAAUGCAAGUUUUCUAUGUGAGCAGUCAUAUUUUGUAUUUCCUCAAGUUAUGAUCAAUGAAGUCAACACAUUAUCAAAAGGUUCAGAGAUUUACAUAAAUUAUGUCCCAUCACACUUGUACUAUAUUCUGUUUGAGAUUUUAAAGAAUGCAAUGCGUGCAACUGUAGAGUCUCACAAAAAUUCUGAUGACCUGCCAAGUAUCCAAGCAACAAUUGUUAAAGGUAAUGAAGACUUGACAAUAAAAAUAUCAGAUGAAGCUGGAGGAAUACCACGAAGUAAUAUAGAGAAACUUUUUGCUUACCAUUAUAGCACAGCUCCUGAACCAAAUAAAACUACCCAUGGGUCUCCAAUGGCUGGAUACGGUUAUGGUCUUCCAUUAUCGCGACUUUAUGCUAAAUAUUUUGGAGGAGAUCUUCAGAUUGUUUCUAUGGAUGGUCUUGGGACUUCUGCUUACAUAUAUUUAAAAACUCUAUCUCACGAUGCUCACGAAGUUAUACCGUCGUAUAAUAGUUCGGUUGCGAAAGCUUCUUAUGAAAAUAGUAAUUCAGCUCAGUCUAAUACGAGAGAUUGGUCUUCUAAUUCAUUUUACGAAAAAACGAAAUCGUUUGCGAAACCCAGCCAGAAAUAAAUUCAACUCACUUUUAGUUGAAUCAACAACUCUUAUGAAAAUAAAUUUCUGCUUUAGAUUAAAUUUUUAUAGCGAUCUUUGAUCAACAUUUUUUGGUGAUUGAUUUAACGCCGUUGUGACUUCAAAAAACGAAAAUAAUUUAAAGGAAAGUAUGAUACCGAAAAGGCAUAUUGCGCAAAAACAAUUUUAAAAGUUUUUAAAAAUUUGUCUAAGAGUUCGUUUCUAUGAAACUAAAAUUAUAUCGUAUAUUAUUUGAAGGAUGUUCUUCGUAAAUCAAUUACUUAAAAUAUUUUUCUGUUGAUGUUUUUUCUGUUAAUCUUUGUGUUUUGUAGAAAACUAUUAAAUAAAAUGUCUUUACUAUGCAUGUUAUUGUUGAAUAUUUGUUUUAUAAUCAAACGCUCAGUUGUUUUUUGUAUAAAAUGUAUAAAGUGAAAAUAAUGUAUAAAUAGAUACUUUCCAAAGAUUUUUA